CCCCCACCCACCGCAGCCCCUUCUGUUGUUGUCGUCCUCCCGCUAACAUGCGAGGUCCGCACAGGCGACAGGAACACAUUCCGCCCCGAGUUCCCCUCCGCCGGCGGCCUGCUGGUCCGGAGAUGAGUGCAAGAUGUCCGUGUCGGGGCUGAAGGCCGAAUUGAAGUUUCUGGAGUCAAUCUUUCACCCAAAGCACCAAAGGUUCCGCAUCCUAGACUGGAAGCUGGACGAGCUGAAUUGUCAGUUCAACGUCGGCGGGGAGACGCGGCUCAUCCUCCACUGCAACAUCACGGAGUCUUAUCCCUCAACACCCCCAAUAUGGUUUGUAGACUCCGAUGAUCCAAGUCUGGCAGAAGUGUUGGAGCGCUUAGAAGAUGUCCGCAAAGGCAGCACGUUUCUUCUUCAGCAGUUAAAGCGUCUCAUUUGUGACCUCUGCCGGCUUUACAACCUGCCUCAGCAUCCAGAUGCAGAGAUGCUCGACCAGCCUCUACCUGCUGGCCCCAUUAUUCAAGAACCAAAACACGGGCCAUCUGAUGAGGUGACGUCUGAGGAGGAAGAAGAGGAAGAAAUGGGAGAGCAGGACAUUGACCUGGACCAAGACUUGGACCAUUACGACAUGAAAGAAGAAGAGCCGGUAGAAGGCAAAAAGUCAGAAGAUGACGGAAUCGAAAAAGAAAAUCUUGCCAUCUUGGAGAAGAUUCGUAAAAACCAGAGACAGGACCACUUAAAUUUUUGCAUUUUUCAGGGCGCAGUUUCUGGCUCUGUGCAGGCCUCGGACCGCCUCAUGAAGGAACUCAGGGAGAUCUACAGAUCACAGAGUUACAAGACAGGUAUUUAUUCAGUGGAACUAGUCAACGACAGCCUUUAUGAUUGGCAUGUCAAGCUAAGGACGGUCGACCCAGAUAGUCUGCUGCACAGUGAUUUGCAGGUCUUAAAAGAAAAGGAAGGGGUGGACUACAUUUUGCUCAAUUUGUCUUAUAAAGAUAAUUUUCCUUUUGACCCACCUUUUGUGCGAGUUGUCUGUCCUGUGCUCUCUGGAGGUUAUGUUCUUGGAGGAGGAGCAUUGUGUAUGGAACUUCUCACAAAACAGGGGUGGAGCAGUGCCUAUUCCAUAGAAUCUGUCAUCAUGCAGAUCAAUGCAACUCUAGUGAAAGGAAAGGCCAGGGUUCAGUUUGGGGCCAAUAAGAACCAGUACAAUCUGGCCCGAGCACAACAGUCAUACAAGUCCCUUGUGCAGAUUCAUGAAAAGAACGGCUGGUACACGCCCCCUAAAGAGGACGGAUGAGGGAAGCUGACUACUAUGCACUGGGAACAUGAAGCAAAGUGUCUCAGUUUCUUUGGACUAUUUCCCCGUCGGACUUGUUGGGAGUGCAGAGCUGCUCGGUUGCUUCACCUGACAAGUAUCCUUCGUAUGAUGUGAGGCUGUUCCUUGUCCUCUUCAUAUAUCUUCCAUUGUCUGCUCUCCACUUCCAACGUGGAGAAAAUGUUUCUCCUUCAGCUGCUUUGACAAAAUGGACUUUAAACGGGAACUCUGAAAGCCGUACCAGAGCCUUCAAAAAUGGCACGACGCCUCACCUGUUUUUAUUGAGCUUUUUUUUAAUUAUUAUUAUUAUUAACAGGUACAAAUAUUGUUCUAGCAAAUGUUUUUUUUAUUAUAUUAUGAGAAUCCUAGACAAUAAAUGAGCCAGUUGUCAUAGCUUGGAGGCUUCUGUUCAAAAGGAAA
Messenger RNA from Nerophis ophidion (straightnose pipefish), 1723 nucleotides. Its product is annotated as ubiquitin-conjugating enzyme E2 Q2-like. The coding region runs from base 134 to 1285 and encodes 383 amino acids. Lineage: Eukaryota; Metazoa; Chordata; Actinopteri; Syngnathiformes; Syngnathidae. The transcript has 13 exons. The record is from RefSeq and is a predicted model, not a curated record.